ACAGCUGUCAGACGAGGCUUACAUUUGUUCAUACAAAAUUGCGGAAAAAUGGCAGCCUUACGCCUGAAUAGUGUAAAAAAUCUAACAAAACACUUUUUAAAUGGCAAUUGUUACACACAAAUUCGACCAAAAUCUUCGAAUGUUCUCACUACGGCCCUUGGAUCAUUGAGCACAGUCGAAAAAGUCGUGACAACCAGUGAUGAUACCACAUUCAUUUCAUGGCAUCCAACGCAUGAUUUCCCGUACGAAUACUCGAAACCAUUGCCGCCACCCGCUAUUCCAACCAGCACCCUACUGAAGGAUGAAGCCAUUCAACGAUCUAUGGAAGCAUUCGGAUCCAAACAUCCAGAAAUCGCCCGACAAGAACUCAUGAAGCUUACAUGUACAUCAAAACACGUCUGGAAACCACGACAACGUGAUCGUAAAGCAAAGAAUACCCCACCAGAUCGAGAAUAUUUAUAAAUGUAACGCAUUUUAUUUUAUGAUUUUUUUUUUGAAUAAUUUUCUCUUGUUGUAGAAGUUCGAAUAAAAUUAAACGAGGAUAUGAAAUCUGGAGAGAUAAAUGUUAUA
Messenger RNA from Sitodiplosis mosellana (orange wheat blossom midge), 570 nucleotides. RefSeq names its product 39S ribosomal protein L42, mitochondrial (gene mRpL42). Gene Ontology annotation, cellular component: mitochondrial large ribosomal subunit. The transcript has a single exon. Lineage: Eukaryota; Metazoa; Arthropoda; Insecta; Diptera; Cecidomyiidae. The coding region runs from base 49 to 462 and encodes 137 amino acids. The record is from RefSeq and is a predicted model, not a curated record.